GAGCAAGAUGAAGAGCUGUGCAUUGUGAAGGAUGCCCUUAGGCGGGGUCUUUUCAUCAGACCGACCUCUCCAUCCCUAGCAGAGUAUGCAAAGAUUAGUCAUGAGCUGAGACUAGUCAACAAUCAUGUUUACUGGGCUGGAAACCCACGUAAACUACUACUGGUUAUCCCUACGGCUUGUUUGGAAGAGCUUAUCAAUAAAGCUCAUGCUAUUGGGCAUACUAAUACUCAGGCUACGGUAGAAACACUCCGCAAAAUAUGUUAUCUUCUAUGGAUGUGGAGACGUACUUACGAGGUGGUUGCUAAGUGCCCAGGGUGCGUCCGUAAUCAAGUUCCUGAUCCAGUCCUACCCAUGCAGCAAGUGAGUCGAGCUACAGCUCCAUGGCAAGUACUGCAUAUUGAUAUCGUCUCCUAUGGCCCGAUACAUUUUUUGACAAUCAUCGAUGCCUUCAGUAAGUUUUUGGUAUGGGAAAAAUCUUCCCUCUAUGACGUCGUACUGGGUGGCUUCGAUGUUGAUGCGGUGCUUUAUUAA
Molecule: messenger RNA, 531 nt
Organism: Perkinsus marinus ATCC 50983
Lineage: Eukaryota; Perkinsozoa; Perkinsida; Perkinsidae
Exons: 1
Source: RefSeq, a predicted model, not a curated record